Messenger RNA from Durusdinium trenchii, 591 nucleotides. Lineage: Eukaryota; Dinophyceae; Suessiales; Symbiodiniaceae. The record is from the annotation of a GenBank genome assembly.
GGGGGGGCCACUGAACCUCUAGACCAGAUCUUUUCAUAUAGAGCUUCAGUGGCCCCCCCUGACGCAAGCUUUCGCUUCGCCAUGGUGAAGCGUCAUGUGAAGGGCGGCAAAGCACGGAAGACCUUUGGUCCAAAGACGAAGACGAAACCACAGUUGCGGAAGCCCAAGUGCGUCAUCCAAAAUGCCAAAGCCACCAGCCCUGGCGGCCACGCUUCUGUGCAGAAAGAUGUUCAGAUGUCAGCCACACCGGUGCAAGCACAGAAGGCAGACAAGGCCCAAAAGCUCUCCCGAAAGCAGCGGAAGAAGAUCCGCUUGGAGUCUGAGACGUCGGUGAAGCCUCAGGCCUCCCCAAAGAGCAGAGCUGCGGCAUCGCCGAAGGCGAAAGCCGCUGUGCCGUCGCCGAAGAUGGCACCGGAGCAGAUGGACAUUGAUGUGGAGAAGUCGAAGAAGCAGCGACGGAAGGAGCAGCGGCGCUCCAUUCAGGUGAAGAAGACUCAGAUGAAGAAGAAGGGCAACUACUGAAGCUGGACAUUGUUGACACAAGACAUGGUCAUUUUGUUGUCAUUGUCAGAGUCGUAUGAUGCGGAUGCG